UAUAUCUAUAUAUCUCACUGUGUGUUUGUGUGUUUUUUAUGUGAAAAGUUGCCACAUUUCUUUGCCUACAUACAUAGCAUCGUUGUAUUUUGUGUUGCAAAAUCAUUUUCCGACCACCAACAUAAAUUUUUUCGACCACUUUUUCCACCAACAUGAAAAUGACCAUUUCCACUCCCCUUUAUUCGUGAUCAUCUUUUUACUAUUUAUUUAUUUAUUUAUUUUCCAAAGAAUUAACACUAGUGAAAAGGUGCAAAAGGUAUGUCUCUGGGGAGAUGGACGAGGGAGGAGAAUUCGGUGGCAGCAUUCCACGGCGGCACAACGCUCGCGGCCGUGGAAUCGCUGGCCUUGCCUCGGGUGCAGGAGGUCGUGUUCUUGGCUGACUUCCGGUGCCCGAAAUGCCAGCGGAGAGUGGCUGAGAUUAUGGCCAAAAUGAAUGGGGAGACUCAAUCCGUGGUGGUAAGUGUUUUGGAGAAGAAGGUGACGCUGACGUAUUUGUUUCCGACCAAUGAAAAGCCGGCCGGCCGACAACUUGCUCACCGGAGUUCAUGGAGCAAGACUUCUCUAUUAUUGCGCCUCUUUCGCUAUUCAUGUAAUUAAAUCUUAAACUAAGAACAUUCGACGCAAAAAAAAGAGAUCGGAAAAGUAAAAAAAUAUAUGAUGCAUAUCACAUAUUGUUACCACUUUGUAGAUGUGUAAAUAAUUUUUGGCAUGGUUAAAUAAUGUUUGGAACAUUGAUGAUUACAAUGAUAGAUGAAACAUAAUUUUAGUGGCUCUA
Salvia splendens (bonfire salvia) is the source of this 775-nucleotide messenger RNA. RefSeq lists its product as uncharacterized. Lineage: Eukaryota; Viridiplantae; Streptophyta; Magnoliopsida; Lamiales; Lamiaceae. The record is from RefSeq and is a predicted model, not a curated record. Bases 259 to 597 code for a protein of 112 amino acids. The transcript is spliced from 2 exons. Gene Ontology annotation, molecular function: metal ion binding.